This is a messenger RNA of Ilex paraguariensis (yerba mate), 1301 nucleotides long. The record is from the annotation of a GenBank genome assembly. Lineage: Eukaryota; Viridiplantae; Streptophyta; Magnoliopsida; Aquifoliales; Aquifoliaceae.
ACCCAUAUAAGUAAAAGAUGGGUUAGGCAUGAACGAGAAUGGAUAUAAAUUUGACAUCAUAUCCGAUUCUUUCCGAUCAUCCAAAACACACCCUCGAUAGUUACUUACUCGCAAGGUCUGAGACUUCUGUGUGAGCAAAACGCAAUUAAACGAACAGACGAAUAAUGGACAAGAUUGGGAAGAGAUUUGAAGGGAAGGUGGCUAUUGUCACGGCUUCAACUCAGGGCAUCGGUUUCGGCAUCGCCGAGCGGCUUGGCUUGGAAGGAGCCUCUGUUGUCGUCUCCUCUCGGAAACAGAAAAACGUAGAUGAAGCAGUGGAAAAGCUUAAAGCUCGCGGAAUCGAAGCGUUGGGUGUGGUCUGUCAUGUGUCAAAUGCACAACAAAGGAAGAAUCUGAUAGACAAGACCAUUCAGAAAUUUGGAAAAAUAGAUGUGAUUGUUUCCAAUGCUGCUGCCAAUCCCUCCGUUGAUGCCAUUUUGGAAACUAAAGAAUCAGUGCUUGACAAACUAUGGGAUAUUAAUGUGAAGACAUCUAUACUUCUUCUACAGGAUGCAGCACCUCACUUGAAGAAGGGGUCAUCGGUUAUUUUCAUUUCCUCUGUUAGUGCUUACCAACCUCCGGCUUCCAUGGCUAUGUAUGGGGUAACAAAAACAGCCCUUCUUGGUCUUACCAAGGCCCUUGCCACCGAGAUGGCCCCAUAUACUCGUGUAAAUUGUGUUGCACCAGGCUUUGUACCCACAAAAUUUGCAGCAUAUAUCACACAAAAUGAUGCUGUUAGGAAGGACAUUGAGGAGAGGACAAUGCUCAACAGGCUUGGAACUACGGAAGACAUGGCUGCUGCCACUGCUUUUUUGGCUUCUGAAGAUGCUUCUUACAUAACUGGAGAAACUUUGGUGGUUGCCGGAGGAAUGCCUUCUAGGCUUUAAUUUUCUCUUUCCUUGUUUUACUAGUUUUUCCGCUCUGCGUUUUGUAUUUUUACUUAUUUCAUACAAAACCUUUGAAUAUUAUGAGCAUAAAUUGUAUGGUUGCCACAAUAGGGAUCAGCAAAGCCAGUGUCUCUUCUUUUAACAACAAUGCUAUACUCACCUUCUUUCUGCACCAUCACCAUUAGCAAUGCGCCCCCACUUACUUUCAUGUCAUGUGGUGGUGCACAAAGGUGGUGUGCACGUCAUUGUUGUUCUUUUAAGGGUUGGUUUAUUGUUUGGAAUAAGCUUUGCUUUCUCUCACUUGUUAUCAUUCCAAGGGAGAACUUGGCAAUUGUAAAAUGCAACUAACAUGAAAUACAGAACAAAUUAUGUGCA